Molecule: messenger RNA, 294 nt
Organism: Metarhizium acridum CQMa 102
Lineage: Eukaryota; Fungi; Ascomycota; Sordariomycetes; Hypocreales; Clavicipitaceae
Source: RefSeq, a predicted model, not a curated record
AUGCUCCGCACAACCUUUACCAAGACGGCCGCAUUCCGUCCCCUCAGAGCUACCUUCACCACUACUGCUCGAGCCAUGGGCGAGGGUGAUACCGGCGCGCCUCCCAAGACCGGCGGCCCUGGUGACGCUUUCCAGCGCCGUGAGCGCGCCAGCGAGGACUGGGCCAUCCGCCAGCGUGAGAAGGAGCGUCUCCCGGAGCUCAAGAAGAAGCUCGCUGAACAGCAGCAGCACCUUCAGCGCCUCUCUGACCACAUUGAGGAGAUCACCCGCGAUCAGGGUGGUGAGAAGAACUAA